Molecule: messenger RNA, 1893 nt
Organism: Frankliniella occidentalis (western flower thrips)
Lineage: Eukaryota; Metazoa; Arthropoda; Insecta; Thysanoptera; Thripidae
Product: ankyrin-1-like
Molecular function (GO): protein binding
Source: RefSeq, a predicted model, not a curated record
AUGGACAGAAUGAAUGUCACUUGUUGCAGACCGCGCAGGGUGCGGGACUCUGGCGCAGACGGACAAUGGCGGGCAGACCCCGCUCAGCAUGGCAGCCGAGGGCGGCCACUGCGGGGUGCUGUCGGCGCUCGUCGACCGUGGCGCACCACUCGACUGCAUGCAGACCGAGUGGUCCAGCGGUCGCACGCCGUUGCACCUGGCAGCGGCUCACGGCCACUGCGAAGCGGCCCGGCUGCUCGUGGCCGCCGGCUGCGACAAGGAAGCUGUGGACUACAGUGAGGCCAGGACACCGCUCAUGCUGGCCGCCGAGGGCGGGCACCUGGACGUCGUGAAGAUGCUGCUUGGGGAGGGCUGUGACGCGGACCGGGGCACUCUGUACCGGACCGGACCCGCACCGGACCAAGACAGAACGUUCACGGACUACAACAGCGGCGAAGAGGUGGGAAUAACCACGGUGCACCGCGACGACGGUGCCACGGCGCUGCACCUGGCGGCGCAGCGGGGCUGGAUGUCCGUCGUGCUGCUGCUGAUUGCAGAGCGGCCCAACCUGCUGCAUCGCAGGACCCGGACCGGCUACACUGUCCUGCAUUAUGCUGCCGUCGGUGGCGCAUACGACGUAGUCAAGAUGCUCCUUGAGAAGCACCGUGACGCUCUGGACGCCCAAGCCGCGGCUGAGGACGGGCGGACGGCGCUGCAUGAUGCGGCCUGGAGUGCGCCGUACGAUGUGGUGAAGGCGCGCUCCCAGACCAACAAGAAGGACUGCCUGCGGCUGCUGGUGGACCAGGGCUGGUCUCUGGGCGCCGCCACCAGGGAGGGCAUGACCGCACUGCACAUGAUCUGCUACAGCAACGACUUUUGCGAGGACAAGAUAGAGAUAGUGAAAAUGCUCCUGGAGUUGGGCAGCGACCCCAAUGCCCGCACUGUGGAUGGCCGGUCUGCCCUGUGCUUCUCAACGUGGCCCUUAGAGACUCAGCAGUUGCUGCUGAACCGCGGCUGCACCGUGACCCCCCGUGACCUAAGAGCUGCUGCGGAUAUGGGGUCCGAGGACCUCUUUAAGCUACUCCAUGCCCAGCUGGACGCGUCGCUGUGGGACCCCAGCGCCGUGGACGAGGAGGGCUGCACGCUGCUCCACGUGGCGGCCCGCGGCUGCUGCAGCGAACUGCUGGAGGCGCUGCUGGACCUCGGCUGCGACCCGAUGGCGAGGACAAAGGAUGGCAAGACGGCCCUGCACCUCAACGACCGCUUCGCGUUGCCCGGUACAGUGGGGCUGCUGGUGGACCGCGGCUGCGACAUCAACGCCAAGGACUGCGAUGGAUGGCCGGCGAUGUUCUACGUGAUGACAGAGAAUGAUGGCAGCCCCGGCUUCAUUAACAUGCUGGAGUUCUGUCUGAGGAAGGGCUGGGAUGCCAGCGCUAGGGCCAAUGACGGCACCACAGCCCUCCACAUCCUCAUGACGAUGAGGCUGUUCGAGAGCCACGUGGAGGUCGCGCAGCUGCUACUCGACAGUGGCUGCGAGGCGACCGCGGUGCGCUCUGACGGCCGCACCGCUCUGCAUCUUAUUCCGCACUACCCCAAGGACCUGUUGGAGCUGCUGCAGGCGGCGGGCUGCGACCCAACAGCCACUGCCAAUGACGGCAAGAGCCUGCUGCACGAGCUUGCCUCGGAGAAGAGUAUGGUCGCUACGCUACUGGCCAAGGGCUGCGACGCCACCGCCAGAGACGUUGAUGGCAUGACGCCCCUCCACUACACCGCCCAGCACUCGUACGCGGACGAGAGCGUCCGGCUGCUCAUCCAGGCAGGCGGCGAGGUGGCGGCCAGGGCCAAGGACGGCUGCACGCCGCUCCACUUGGCGGCCAAGGCCCGCGGCUCCUCCGAAGACAAGGUCGUGAGGGU